CCUCCGCCCGCCCCUCACCGCCUCGCGGCCCCGCGCAUGCGCGGUCCGCACACGCCGAGCGGCCGGCGUCAGCGAGGUGAGCGAAGGCGGCCUACCGCUCCCAGCGUGCUGUGCGCGGGGCGACGCCCGGCGUCCGCGCGGUGAGCUCCCCUCGGGAUUGGGCGUGGGCCGUGGAAGUCCCGCCCCCCCGCGCUAUAAGCGGGCCUCGGCGGGCCUGCUGCCCUACUUUGCGUCGGUGUGCGUUGAGGCUGGCAUGGCUCUCAGCUUUCAGCGCCUGGAGGCCAUUCUGGGCAAGAGCGUCAAGCUCACCUUAACGUGUGGCGUCUUCCAGGGUGUGCUGCAGCACGUCAGUCCCAGCUGCGACCUUCUGCUGCACGCAGUGAAGAACUUGGAAACUGGCAGGAGCUCCCCAGGAGUAAAGGUGUUUUACAGGCGAGAAAUAGUCAAUGUGGAAUUGCUGGAUGAACCAGAUUCACAGAAGUGUACAGCAGUGCUGUCUGAGUGCACUUCAGCUGCAGAGGAGAACAAAGGAGCAGACACAGGAACAGCAGAGGGUGGCCUGGGGAGUUCUCCAUGUGUUUCCCUAGAGAGGCAGCUCAGAGCCUUGAAUAGCUUAAACAUGAACCCCCUCCCAGGGAAGGAGAAAGAAGAGAAAGUAGAGUAUACAGUUGUUAAUUGUUUCCAGGAGAAAUUUGGCCCAGCAGUGCUGCACCUGAAACAACAGGAUGUUAUCAGUGUUGCUGGAGAAGGUAUUAAUUUGUGUCGUAAAGGGAAGCUCUCAUGGCUUCAGAUGGCAACAAAAAGCCAUAUUUUUCUAUUUGAUAUUUUCCUUCUGGGCCCUCAAGCUUUCAGAAAUGGAUUACGAACUGUGCUAGAAGAUAAAAACAUCUUGAAGGUCAUGCAUGACUGCCGCUGGAUCUCAGAUUGCCUCUUUCACCAGUACAGCGUACUUCUUGACAAUGUCUUUGAUACACAGGUUGCUGAUGUUCUGCAGUUCUCAGUGGCAACGGGUGGCUUCUUUCCACACUGCACUUGCACAUUACAGGAGUGUCUGAUGCAGCACUUGAAGAUACCUUCCAAAUGGAAAACCCUCAUGAAGCAUGAGCAGCAAAUGGCUUUGGAGAAUCCUGAUAUGUGGUUCUUAAGACCCUUUCCAGCUUCUCUGCUUCAAGUACUUGCUCUGAAGGCUAUGUACCUUCUGCUACUCCGCUUGUCUCUAAUGGAUAACUUCAUGGCAGACCUCACAGCUGUGGUACAUGCUUACUUAAAUACUUCACAGAAUGGAUCUGAAGAUCAUCUUGGGAGCAUAAAGCCUACUUGCAUGGAGCUGCCAAAGGAGCUGCGUCAGCUGGCAGACAUCCAGAAGCUGCGAAGGGAGAAAGCAGUGAAAGAGUACAGAAUAAGUGAGGAUGGUCUUUUGAUCAGACCAGUCAUAGAAUUAAAUGAGAGAAAUCCACAGAAGGAUGAAACCCACUGAGAUGACAGGGACUACCUUCCCCCCAAUGAAGCCAGUGAGUCGAGCUGCAUCCUUCAACAGUCAAGAUCUACUUUAUGAAGUGAAAGGAAGAAAGUCAAAAACAAGUGUCAAGUCUGUAGGAGAACCUCAGACCAACUUCAGGUUGGCUGUAAAAAUCUUUGGUGCAGGUAACUUGAUAAGCUUAUGUUAUGUAUUUGACGACUUUCAAAAAUAAGAUGGAGCUAUUUCCUAUGCAGAAGCACCAAACAAUUUCUUCUUUACAAGGACAGUUGAGCAGAUUGUUAAAGGGAAAUGUUGAUGGUCUCUCUAAUCCCAGUUUCUGACUUGUUAAAAUCUAUUUUGAGAUCUUUUUUUCCCAUGAGCUAUUCUGGCUAUUGACUUUUUCAAUUUAUCUAUUUUAUCAGACUGUCUUAAAUUGCGUUGGUGCUUUUGUUGUUUUCAACUGUUGGAGGUAUGGAAAACUCUCACUCAAACCAAAUAUGUGAAUGGGGGAGCUUGUAAGAUGCCUGUUCAUUGUGAAUAGAAAUGGUUUGCUUGGAAACUUCUUCUCUUAAAAAAAAAGUUCUGGCCAGCUCAUGUGGGCUUGGUUUAUAGACAGAUAAGUCCCUUGGCAUAGUGGUAUGAGACUUGCAUAGGAGAGUGCAAGAGAUCACACCCUACUGAACAGCAUUGCUGGCAAAAACAGCAGAGGUGUACAGGUAAAAGCUAUUUUCUGCCAAGACAGAAUUACUGUAUCCUAACUGGCAAAUGCAGCAUUCUGCUUAUGAAGUUGCAGCCCACCUCUGUCAGCACUACUGUCUUACUUAUAUAGAUAAAACAGUACCAGUAAUGUGUGUGUACAGAAAAGCAUCUGUUCUAAAAGUAAGGGAAAACAGUUAAAUUAGUGUAAACCAUGUCUAGUGUUCUCCCCAAGAAAAAUAAGAUAGGCAAAAUUUGUUUAUAUCCAGUGUACUUGUUUUGUCUGUUAUUCAUUAAAAUACUAGACCAGAAGUAUUUAAGGUUUUUGAAAUUCUAGAUGUACUUAUUUCUGGAAAUGUUAGAAAAAAGUUGGAAGGUUUGAUUUUUUUGACAGUGCACUUUUCUGUAUUUUUUUUAAAUCUUGCACAGUAUUCUGUAAUUGAAGUGUUCUUUAGUUCUUUUAUCUUGGCUCACUUUAGAAAAAAUAAAACAGGUUUGAAGGGUUUCUUACAGCUUUUUAUGUGGAUGUUGAGACUUGUUUGAUUUGGUUGACUAGGAGAUGCUGGACUGGGCCCCUUCCAGCACUGGGCUAUGUGAUGAUGUUCAUCUGGGACAAGGCUUUCCUAAGCAGUGGUGUGUUCCCAGAAGUCAGUGAGUUGUGACAUGAAAUAUGCAGGGUCUUCAGAACCAGCACAGAAGUGCUUGUAGUGUAUUUCUAGAACUGAAAUCACCUGGGCCCAUCUGGUCCCAUUACAGAAAAAUGGAGAAAGUUGCAGGGUAUUGGAUAUUGUAGGUUGGGAAUAGUUGGAUGUGAAGGUUUCUGGGAUGCAGAAGAGUGAUUAUAGAGUGCCCUUAUGCAGGAUAUAGACAAAACUGAGAUGUGCACCUGGGCUUCUCCAGGAGAAACAAAGUUCUGGUUGGAAUAAUACUAUUAAAGAAUAAGGAUUUUCAGAUAGGAGCUGGACAGAGUGCCUACAUCUGUGCUACUGUGUUGCUUCACCAAAAUCUUCAGGGUAAACAGGACUGCAGCUCUCCCUUGUCUUUUGCAAAUGGUGUGAAGAAAUAGAUUGGGACCAGCUUGUCCGUCUUGAUGCAUUAGACUAAGAACAAUCUUUUUUAAAGGAGAAGAAAGUAGGACUGGACAAAAUAUUUUUAAAUUGGUAAAUUUGUAAUGCUGCUCCAUGCUAGCACUAUAUAUGUGAUUUUUUCUAAGCUUGGUGGUAAUGUGGUGCACUUCUCUUCCUUAAUGUAACUGCUAG
Messenger RNA from Phasianus colchicus (ring-necked pheasant), 3414 nucleotides. It is a transcript of the gene EXD1, whose product is annotated as exonuclease 3'-5' domain containing 1. The record is from RefSeq and is a predicted model, not a curated record. Gene Ontology annotation, molecular function: nucleic acid binding; 3'-5' exonuclease activity. Gene Ontology annotation, biological process: piRNA processing; nucleobase-containing compound metabolic process. Gene Ontology annotation, cellular component: PET complex. Lineage: Eukaryota; Metazoa; Chordata; Aves; Galliformes; Phasianidae.